AUGUGCUGCCGUUACGUCAGUUCAUCGUCCUUCUGUGAAGGAGUCAAAGGAAAGGAAUUUGAAGAUGUCGUCCCUUUCUGCCGCCAGCGUGGAGCCUCCCGCCGGCACCGAGGAGAAGAAGCCCCUCAAACCCUGCUGCGCGUGUCCGGAGACCAAGAAAGUCCGGGACGCUUGGUGAGUAAACCGGAGCGCGUUUCCCCGCCGCCCGGGGCCGGAAAAAACAUCCCCGAACCUUGUCCUGUCUCCACCAGCAUCAUCGAAAAGGGGGAAGAGAACUGCGGAGACUUGAUCGAGGCCCACAAAGACUGCAUGAGGGCGCUCGGAUUCAAGAUUUAA
Menidia menidia (Atlantic silverside) is the source of this 336-nucleotide messenger RNA. The record is from the annotation of a GenBank genome assembly. NCBI's taxonomy places the organism in Eukaryota, Metazoa, Chordata, Actinopteri, Atheriniformes, Atherinopsidae.